GAAAUUUGCCUAUUAAGAUAAGUACCAAUUUCGUGUACGAAUCAAACACCUCACUUUGUAUCCUUCUCAAUAUAAUUAAAACCCUCUUAAUCUUAAUUCAUAUCCCUUUUAUUUCAUUGUUUCGAACGCGUCCCAAAUUAUACAGAGUCAACCUCUCAAGCUGCAAUUACUCUGUGUUGUUGCGUCUUUAUUGGAGAUAUAAAAAUCGAAUCUUGCGAUGGCCAAGAGUUCUUUCAAACUAGAGCACCCUUUGGAGAAAAGACAGGCAGAGUCUGGUCGCAUCAGAGAGAAAUACCCGGAUAGAAUACCAGUCAUUGUGGAGAAGGCAGGAAGGAGUGAUGUUCCUGACAUUGAUAAAAAGAAAUAUCUGGUUCCUGCUGAUCUGACCGUGGGACAGUUUGUUUAUGUGGUUCGCAAGAGGAUCAAACUGAGUGCUGAGAAAGCUAUCUUCAUCUUUGUCAACGAUGUACUGCCUCCAACUGCUUCAUUGUUGUCUGCAAUCUAUGACGAAUACAAGGAUGAAGAUGGGUUUCUCUACAUGACUUAUAGCGGCGAGAACACAUUUGGCUUUUACAAAGGGCAGUGAACCUGUGACAAUCUAUUUCUUUAGUUAGCAUUACAAUUGUACAUUUCUCUCCGGUUCAUUACUUAUGCCUGCUACCUUCCGUGAGAAACUUACCUACACAAUACCUUGGCCAAUAAAUCUCUGUUCAUAUCAUCAUUAUUAUGCGAAUUUAAACGAGCCAUUUUAUCUUGAA
Salvia splendens (bonfire salvia) is the source of this 758-nucleotide messenger RNA. RefSeq names its product autophagy-related protein 8C-like. The transcript is spliced from 6 exons. Bases 218 to 586 code for a protein of 122 amino acids. NCBI's taxonomy places the organism in Eukaryota, Viridiplantae, Streptophyta, Magnoliopsida, Lamiales, Lamiaceae. The record is from RefSeq and is a predicted model, not a curated record.